Molecule: messenger RNA, 297 nt
Organism: Knipowitschia caucasica
Lineage: Eukaryota; Metazoa; Chordata; Actinopteri; Gobiiformes; Gobiidae
Source: the annotation of a GenBank genome assembly
AUGCGCUGUAGUCUCUGUUUGUCCCUGACUGUGGCUCCAGCGAACCACACGGUGAUGGAGGAGGUGGUGGAGGAGGUGAUGGAGGAGGUGAUGGAGGAGGUGAUGGAGGAGGUGGUGGAGGAGGUGAUGGAGGAGGUGGUGGAGGAGGUGACGGAGGAGGUGAUGGAGGAGGUGCUGGAGGAGGUGGUGGAGGAGGUGGUGGAGGAGGUGAUGGAGGAGGUGGUGGAGGAGGUGAUGGAGGAGGUGAUGGAGGAGGUGAUGGAGGAGGUGAGGAUGGACUCGAUGAUGGCCGUGUAG